UAAGGUUAGCUCUAAGUCGAAGCUAUAAUCAACAAACACAAAUCCCAAAUCUGCACUCCCUCAACGCCGAAAUGAGUUCAGCCUUCCACCACUUCAGCCACCGUAAGCACUCUCUGGUCCUUAACGAGAAUGUCACUCAAAAUGGUGCUAAGUGUUACAUUUGCAUGGGACCAGUCAUAAACUCUCCCACAUAUACUUGCCCCACUCACCAAGACGCAGCCUGUCAAAACUUCUACCUCCACAAGACUUGCGCUCAUCUGCCCACCCGCAUCAAUCACCACAAGCACCGCCAGCACCGCGUCACCCUCGUCCCGAGACCCGAUACAUGUUCUUGUGACAUUUGCUCACGUCCCGUGAAGAUUGCCUAUACAUGUGACGAAUGUGAUUUUGAUGUGUGCGUGGCUUGUACUUCUGAUGAGAGGACGCUUCAUCACCAAGGCCACGAGCACGAGCUUAUAUUGAUGAAUAGGAAGGCCAAGGUGGAGUGUGAUGCUUGCGGCCUCGUAGCCAGAGACUCAACAUAUGUGUGCACAAAGUGUGAGUUCUGGAUUCACAACAAGUGUGCUUUCGCGGAUUCGAUUGUGCCGUCUCCGCAUCACCAUCACCCGCUCCAUCUCGUCUACUCGAUUCCUAAUUUCAGGCUCCGCCAUGAUAAACGAUAUUGUAAGGUCUGCAACAAGGAAGUUUACAAUAGCCACUGGACGUAUUACUGUCACCGCUGCACGUAUUUUGUGCACAUGAAUUGCGCUACGUCCACGGAAUCUGCUGCAGAUGAGACCGAGUCUGAAGUAGAUCCCGAAGAUUUGAUUGAGAAGCUUGAAGAACGAGUUGAUCAGAUAUCUGAGGUGUCUGAAUCGGCACAAUCCACUUUCGACAUCCUUGCCGAUCUGAUAUUAUCUUGAAAUUUGGAGUUCGAUGUGUACUACAACAUUAUCAAUCUGGUAGUCCGAAUACUCGGCUUGUCUGUCUUUCAUUCAGUACGUAUGAAAUAAGUUUUAAUCUUAUUUGUGUAUCUUGUUGUGAAGUCUUUAUUCGGAGAUGUUGGAUCUGGUGUAACAACUUGUGUGUUUGACUUCUCACAUUUUAAUAAAAUGCAUUUAUUUUGUAUCAUAAAAUGAAGCAAAA
This is a messenger RNA of Daucus carota subsp. sativus, 1125 nucleotides long. RefSeq names its product protein VACUOLELESS GAMETOPHYTES-like. Bases 72 to 902 code for a protein of 276 amino acids. The transcript has 2 exons. The record is from RefSeq and is a predicted model, not a curated record. Lineage: Eukaryota; Viridiplantae; Streptophyta; Magnoliopsida; Apiales; Apiaceae.